GUCGGAAAGAAAUCUAAUUCGAAAGUUGUUGCACAAUUUCAUCUUAAAAAUGAAAAUUGAAAUGCUUAUUUAUGAAUGCUUAUUUUUGAAGGUUAUACUCAAGCCUCAACGCGUUUUUUGAACUUUGAUUUCUUUCUGCGAUGUAGCCUACUAAAACAUUAUGGCGAGUCUCUCUGAUGUAUUCACUGAGUCGGAAAGGACGAACUGGCUGAAGGCAUGGUUGGCAAUUGAUAUCGCAAAGUCUGGCCUUGAGCGGUUUGUGGACAACGCAGCUACAAUUCUGCACGGCAAUAUAUACAACGCUGUCUUGUCAAGUGGGUCAGUUGCGUGUAAUGGCUGUCACAUUGCUAACUUGCUGAAAUGUCCCUCGCCAAGAAUAUGCAACAAACGAGGACCACAGGGUCUAUGCAUAUCUAUGCAUGAUACCGCGUUUAAACAACCACGACAAUGUCCUGCUAACGUUUGUGAUAAAGUAUUUGUCGAAAUUGCAAAACAACAUAGAUAUUCCGACCCUUCAUGGAAAAAUACAUUAGCUAAUGACUGGGCGUCAAGUCCUUGGCAAAUUGCAAAGGCUUAUUUCCCUCCAGACGGUUAUGCUGGAAACAGGUCGGCUCAAGAUACAGACUUAAACGGAAUAAUCAGUUUUAUGAUGAACUGUAAACACUUCAAUAAUACGUUUUCGUUCCCCAUAGCGCCAGGAAAAUCACAUCCACCCUGCCUUUUAACAAAGACGCGAGAAAUAGGCAGAAUUGUACGCCAUUCGUCUACGUGUAAGAUCUCAGACACCGAUCUCCAGGACAUGUUCAUAACAUUGACUGGCCUGUUGACUGACCCAAUAUGUCUAGUAAACGACUCGGCUGCACAAGAGGCUGUGACUAAAUUAGUACAGCUUCAAACCGACGUUCUGAAGCUUACAACAGAGGAAAUUGUUGAAUUGUUAGAGGCUGCACAAAACGUACUGAAAAAGGUUGAAACUAUAACUGAGACGGCUGUUGAUGAGAUCAAGAUUUACAUGGAAAACUGUAGAAAGGACAUGGCCACAUUUAAACAGGAACUAAGUAAACACACAGGCAAAUGUAUACAGGAAUUUGACGAAAAUCGUCGGAAGUUUACAGAAUCUAACUACGACCAGUCUUGCAAAGAUUUUCAGCGACGUUUGAUGACACACUACAGUGACACUUCUAGCAAUGUGCCUCUUUCAAAUUUGGAUCAGAGUCUUGAUAAGCGAAUAACAGAUAUAUAUUCAACGCCAAACAUACACCGAAUAGAAAUAAAAAAAGAUGGGAAACGCGUUAAAAGGGAGCAAGCGCUGGAAUACAAACACAUAUUUUACACAGGUGUUAAAUCAAAUCGGCGUAUAUACGUACAAGGCGAACCCGGCAGCGGAAAAUCUACGUUUUCAGCUAAGUUGGUUCAUGACUGGUCCCAUGGAAUUCAGCUUUCAUCUGCAACCUCAAGUGAAACUACAGCAUUUAAUGAUGUGUCUACUCUUCAAAAGUUUAAGUUCCUAUUUUUCAUCACAUUGAGAGAUUCGAGAGGUCAGACAGAUGUAACGGAGAUGAUAAAGAAGCAGCUUAUUGAUACAACGUUUUCAGUAGACGAACGCGCCAAUGUGUACAAAUGUUUCGUACAAAUAAUUAACACUGAAACUUGCCUCGUUAUACGGGAGGGUCUAGAUGAAUGGUUGUCCCCUGAUGGCAGUAACCUAGCUGAACCUUACAUGGCUGGAUUUCGGAACGAAACGUGCACGAUACUUACAACAUCUCGACCAUGGAAACUGACUGAUGAACGUAUCAAGAAUUCGCAAAUCGACAGUCUGUUAGAAAUCGAGGGGAUUGUUGAUCCAUAUGAAUUUAGUAAAAAUAUACUUCAAUGCAUAAUUGACCAAGAAGAUAUGGAUAUAAAAGUAACUGCGGAUGAAUUUGAGUCAUUCGUUUUUGAUCGUAAGCUCGAAUCAUUAUCUGCCUCACCAAUGUUGUACACUCUUGUCAUAUGUACCUGGGUAAACACGAUCAAGAAGAAGGAACAUUUGAACAAUUCGUCAUUGUGUGGACUGUACACUACUCUACUUGAAAGUCUUUGUAAAAAGGCCAACAGUACGACUGGUUAUUUUAACGAUUCAAACCCGCCACCAGUGCACUGUUUUUCUAGCACAAGUUACCUUCAGCCAAACAUUGAACACUUAGAUAAGCUCGCAAAAGUAGCUUGUAAAUUGCUCUUCUCUUCUGAGAGAGAAUCAUCUAUUGUUUUCACUGACAUAACAUUAUCCAACUAUUUUUCUCCCAGCGAGUUCACAGUUAGCAAGACGUUUGCUCUCACGGCAGGGAUAUUAACAAGCAGGAAAGACAAAAGUCGGACAGGAAGCUCCAACUCAUUUGUCCAUAAAACUGUGCAGGAACUUCUCGCAGCAUAUCAUAUCGCUUGCAAUGUAUACACCAUUGAUGACGUCAUAUCCAGUUACCUUAAACUCAACAAUACAUCAUAUCUCGAAUUAUCGCAAGUUUGCAGAUUUUUGUGUGGAAUGAACAUCUCUGCUGCGAAUAAAUUGUCUGCUUUGAUGGAUCAAUAUCACGUUAUCCACUGCAAUGAAUGUGAUUCUGUCUUCUCUUUCGACUGGAAUUUCAAUGGUCCAUGUACGUUUCAGCGUAUCAUUGAGUCUGGAAUCAGAGAGGCAGUAGCCAACAAGCAGGAAGGCAUACAGCUGAAACUCAGUCACUUUUUUAUUGAUAAAAGCAACAUACGAGAAUUACAGGACAUAUGGCCUACAAACACAUGCAAUGUCCAUGUCGUAUAUGUAAAUAUGGUCAUGAGUGACAGCCUGAGUUCACCUGCAUGUGGCGAGUCUACAUCUCAUUUUGAGCUGUCAUCGUGCCACUCUUUAAGGCGGUUGUUUCUAUAUGGCAGCGGCAUAUUGCUGAGAGACACAGCCAGCUCGGUCGCGACGGGAUUUCCGGUUUCGAUUACACUUAACAACGCAUAUCCAGCCAAAGGUUUAGACACUCCCCUAGAACUGCCGUUAAUAGAACAUAUUUGGCUGGAUCAUGUCAAAUGUUACUCAACCUGUCUACGCAAUUUGUUCAGUACGCUGUUGACACUCAAUCAUUGGGUGACGUGUUGUCUGCUAUAUUGUGACAUAACAUCGUGUGUAGAGGGAUCAGAUGUAUGUACAUACGCAUUAAAAACGACGAUUUCAUUCGACGAAUUAAAUGAAUUUUACAUGGAGUAUUUAGUGAAUGACAGUCCCGGUCUAUGGGAUGCUCUUCAUGGUCUGAAUAUCAAGAGUCUUAGUCUGGGUUAUGAGGAACAAUAUGAUACAUUAGAUUUGAAUCAUACCGAACUGUUCUCGCAGUUUUUAUCAUCACUUACAAAUCUGGAAAAGCUUAGUAUUGCGAUGGGUUGUGACUUUGCAAUUGUGUGCAAGGCUCUCCAUGGCAUGAAUAUCAAUGAUCUGAAUCUGCGUUUGAGUUAUAAGUGUGAUUUGACAGCGAACUAUUCAGAGUUAUUGUCACAGUUUUUAUCAUCUCUUAUACAGCUGGAAAGGCUUAGUAUACAUGUACAAGUCCGACCCGGUGUUUGGGAGGCUUUCCGUGGUUUGAAUAUCAAGAGCCUCAGUCUGAGUCUGGGAUAUAGGCAGGGAGAUUGGACAGUGAAUCAUGCAGAGUCGUUGUUGGAGUCUCUAUCAUCGCUCACACAGCUGAAAACACUUAGUAUUAGUGUGCAUGGAGACAUACCCGAUCUGUCGACGGUUCUCCGUGGUCUGUAUAUUAAGAGUUUGCAUCUGGACUUGCAGGAAGAUACGACGUGGGAAGGUUUCACAGUGGAUCGUGGAGAGUCUUCGUCGAAAACGCUUGACUUUACUGUGGAUGGAGACAAUCCCGAUCUGUUGGGGGCUGUAUGUGGUCUUAAUAUCAAGAGUUUGUGUCUAAGGCUAAGGCACCGGGAAAGUGGUUUGAAAGUUGAUCAUGUGGAGUCAUCGUUGCAGUAUCUAAUAUCACUCAAACAUCUGGAAACGCUGAGUAUUUGUGUGGAUACUGACAUUCCAAGUCUUUGGAAUGCUCUCCGUGGUCUGAAUGCCAAGAGUUUGAGUCUGACUGUAGACUGCAGAGAAAUAAAUCAUAUUGAGCUAUUAUGGCAGUCCCUAUCAUCGCUUACGCAGCUGGAAACACUUAGUUUUAUUACGUGUUGGAAAGAAAGUUUUAGUACGUGUUGGAAAGAAAACACGCCUGGUCUGUGGAAGGCUCUCCGUGGUCUGAAUAUCAAGAGUCUGAGUGUGGAUGGUAGGUAUGCUGAUUGGAUAGUGGAUCAUGGUGAGUCGUUGUCGGAGUCUCUAUCAUCGCUCACACAGCUUGAAACACUUAGUAUAAGUGUGCGUGGUGGUAAUCGCUAUCUGUUUGAGGCUCUGUGUGGACUUAAUAUCAAGACUUUGAGUCUGCGUAUUUCGUAUUGCGUGGAUCAUGUAGAGUCGUCGCCGCAGUAUCGAUUAUCACUCAAGCAGCUGGACACGCUGGAUAUUAAUGUUGAUUAUAACAGUUCAAUUGUUUGGAAUGCUCUCCGUGGUCUGAAUGUAAAGAGUUUGAAGCUGAGUAGUAUGUGGAGUGAAGGUUUGAGAGUGAAGCAUGAUGAGUCGUUUUCGCAGUUUUUAUCAUCGCUCACACAUCUGAAAACACUCAGAAUUGCUUGGGAUAGAUCAGUUCGGUGGGAAAAUCUCUGUGGACUGAAUAUCAAUAAUUUGAUUUUGGAAGUUUCUAAGGAUUUAGGAGAGGAUCAUGUAGAGUUUUUGUCGCAAUUUUUAUCAUCGCUCACACAGCUGGAAACGCUUAGUAUUAGUGUAUAUGAAGACAGUCCCGGUCUGUGGGAGGCUCUCCGUGAUCUGAAUAUAAAGAGUCUGAGUCUGAGUGGUAUGUUCAGUCAAGGUUUGAGAGUGAAGCAUGUUGAGUCGUUGUCGCAGUCUUUAUCAUCGCUCACACAGCUGGAAACGCUGAGUAUUAGUGUAUAUGAAGACAGUCCCGGUCUGUGGGAGGCUCUCCGUGAUCUGAAUAUAACGAGUUUGAGUCUGAGUGGUGGAUGGAGUGGAGGUUUAAGGGUGAAUCAUGUUGAGUCGUUGUCGCAGUCUCUAUCAUCGCUCAGACAGCUGGAAACACUUAGUAUAUGUGUUUCAGAACAGAGACCCGGUCUGUGGGGGGCUUUUUGUGGUCUGAAUAUCAAAAUACUGAGUCUGAGUGGAAUUUAUAAAGUGAAAAAUGUUGAGUUGUUGUCGAAUUCCCUAUCAUCGCUCACACAGCUUAAGACACUAAGUAUUAUAGUGGAAAAAGACAGUCCCGGUCUAUGGGAGGCGCUCAGUGGUCUUAAUAUCAAGAGUCUUAGUGUCAGUGAUAAGUUGAAUGGUUUACGAGUAAAUAAUUAAUCACAGCCUCUGCCAUCUCUCACACAGCACGCUUCGUAUAAGUGUGUUGGUAGACAGUCACGAUCUGCAGGAGUCUCUCCAUGGUCUGAAUAUCAAGAGUCUGAGUCUGGGUAGUAACAGUGGAACAGUUUGAGAGUGAAUCGUGAUGAGUCGUUGUUGCAGUCUCUAUGAUCGCUCAUACAGCUGUAAGCGCUUACAAUAUAUAUGUAUACAUAUGUCGACUAACAGCCAUCUAAAUCAUUGAAUAAACAUCUACUGUUAUAAAUUACAUUAAUUGGAAUUAUGCGACCGAUUUAACACGAUGUCUUAAUGAACUCAGAAAGUUGAGAGUAGGCUGGAUUUGUUUACCUCGUUUGACUUAAAAAAAGUAUACCACAGGAAUACACUGAUAUCCAACAUACACUAGAAAAACUGAAGAACGCUAUUGUGAAACGAUCCCGAAUAUACAACAAGACACCUGGAUCAGAUAAGUGAACAUAUAUGUGUAGUAUUGGUGUUGUUGAUCUGAUAAGUGGCCGUAUAUGAGUGAUAUUGGUGUUGUUAGUGACGAUUACAGCGUUGAUAGAAAGGAGUAUAACGAGUUCUUUCGGAACAUUUUUCAGGACGCUAUCGUAUAUGUGUGAUAUUAGUUUUGUUGAUCCGAUAAGUGGUCGUACAUGUGUGAUAUUGGUGUUGUUGAUCCGAUAAGUGGUCGUAUAUGUGUGAUAUUGGUGUUGUUAGUGAAGAUGACAGCGUUGAUAGAAAGGAGUAUAACGAUUUCCUUCGUAACAUUUAUCAGGACGCCGUCGUAUGUGCGUGAUAUUGGUGGUGUUGAUCCGAUAAGUGGUCGUAUAUGUGUGAUAUUGGUGUUGCUGCUCCGACAAGUGGUCGUAUAUGUGUGAUAUUGGUGUUGUUAGUGACGACGACAUCGUUGAUUAAAAGGAGUAUAACGAUUUCCUUUGCAACAUUUUUCAGGACGCCAUCGUAUAUGUGGGAUAUUGGUGUAGUUGGUCCGAUAAGUGGUCGUAUAUGUGUGAUAUUGGUGUUGUUAGUGACGAUGACAGCGUUGAUAGUUAGGAGUAUAACUAUUUCCUUAGUAACAUUUAUCAGGACGCCAUCAAUCGAAUUUCAAUGCGACUUCAGAUUACCCCAGCCUCGACUUCAUGAAUGCAUGCGGCUUUCAUGAUGAUGAUGAUAUAAUCGCAUGUAUUACUAAUGUGGGAAACAAUCAUUUUGUUGAUAUUGUGUAAAUACACAAAAUACAGGGACAUCUCAAAUAUACGUCGCCGGAUGAAGUUGUUUAUGUCAAAGAUUGCAUUACGAAGUAUUUGUAUCAAAUCACAGUGUUUAAAUUCAACGUGUAAAAUAUCAUAUAAUAUUAUUGUUUUAAUUCUAACAUGAUAUAUGACUAGUUUACUGGUUUUCUUACACGCUUGAAAAUGAGACCUAUUUGUGUCAUAUAUGCUACCCAUUUUUAAGAUAUACAUUAAGAACAACGUUUUAGUAUUGUAAUACUAACACAAUCACCUUAGUUCAUUCUUAAAUAGUAACUUUUAAUGACUUUGAUAUGACUUAACGUUUACUGCUUCAGCACAACUAAAAUAUUGCAAGAAAAAGUAACUAAAAACAUUGUUUAUAUAGUUUACGUAUUGUUUAAUGUUAGUGUAUUUUAUUUUUAAAUUUAUUCGUUUAUUUCAAUACAUUGUGCACAUAAAAUAGAAUCACACAUUUUGUCUAGUAUGUUUUUAUGUUUGUGCAUCAGAUCUGACUGUAUGAGACAUGCUAUAUGUUUCAAAUCUGCUGACAAACAGGAGUUUCACUGAUGAAAAAUUUGUUAUGUUCUUCCUCCUACUCAUGAUUGGUAUGCUAAUUUCGAUAAAUCAAUAUAAUAAAAUUAGUGCAGA
Dreissena polymorpha is the source of this 7287-nucleotide messenger RNA. RefSeq lists its product as uncharacterized. The coding region runs from base 161 to 5404 and encodes 1747 amino acids. The record is from RefSeq and is a predicted model, not a curated record. The transcript has 6 exons. Lineage: Eukaryota; Metazoa; Mollusca; Bivalvia; Myida; Dreissenidae.